CAGGCUUGAACUACUUUUAUUUUGAAGCCAUCGCCGCCGGUGUGAUCGGUUUAUCUACGGUCGCUGUAAGCUUUUAGUUUUUACAUCCUACCAUGAAUACCCUAGUUCUGUAGACUUCCGACUAGAAUGGCAGACUCCUCCUUAGAAGCUGCGCUGGUUAUGUCGGGUUUUCAGAUGUAGAGAAGCGAAUUUGUCUUCCUCACUUUUACCGUCAGUAGCCCUCCAGCCUUGCCUCUGUGAUUAGACUGAAGUGGCUGCGACAAGUGACCAGUAAUUGCCAAUAUGGCAAUAACAAGUUUUAGAUCAGAAAACACCAGGUCAAGAGGACAAAAAUCGUAGUCUUUAGAGCUUGGAGUCGAGAGGUCUUGAGCCGCCAGCCUGGAGAAUGGUCGAUCGACGCAGUUGAGGGCAGGUUGACUCCUAUGAUCGCGGAUAAAAUUCUGGAAGCCACACCUCCACAACUAGCUUGCUGUGGUAAAAUACCUUCACCUUGAUAUGAUCUUCAUUAUUUUUACACUACACAUGUAGUAUGAAAAAUUCGGAAUUUGUCAAGAUUGUUUGCUAGCAAUAUCUUCAAUCAGGCUCAUCAUGGAAGAAGAAUCUCGCGAUUUCGAUUUCGCUUCUGUAGCGACUGCUGCUAUGCAGCAGGCUCAACCAGGCACCGCGAGCAACGGCAGAGCUGCUAGAGACGGUGUCGAGCCUGGCCGCGCUAAUCACGGCCUGGGCACUGGCAUUGCGCACUUAGGCUGUGAAGGUGAGAGUAGCAGCGCAGCAGCUAGGCCUGUAACUGGCACGCCACAGCAGUACAGGAGACGACUCCAUGGUGGUGAAGAAAAUGAAAUGGAGUUACGACCUCGCGGCACAUCCCUCUCAAAAACGAGACGAAGAGUAGAGUUUAGCAGACAGGAAAGUGUUCUUGAUAGCAGCAUGACUAUCCCAAUUCCUAUGCUACCAACAGCAGCAGUAGCUGGUCACACCAUCUCUACCGUGGGUGCUGGUAAUCUGAGAAAAGUCAAGUACAAGCGAAACGUGUCCUAUCCAUCUCAUGAAGCUGAUCAUCAGCCUGGUGGAGAGAGUGGAAAUGAAUCGGACGAGGAAGAGGAUGAUGAGGAGUUUUGGAAAGAGGUACGUGAGAAGAGCAAAGGAAUGAUGAUGUACAAAGCCGCGAAACAGACUACACGACUCGAAAGAAUGUUCAAACGUCUCGGCAACUCCUGGGAUCGCGUUCUUCUAGAUGUUGUGGACCAUGGUUUUGAUGUUGAAGACGGACGUGAUAUGAAGUUCUCUUUGAACUUGUUACUUCAUACGCAUUCAGCCAGUGUUGAUGCUACUGACGAAGGUGGAGACACUGCACUACACUGCGCAGCCAGAUCCGGAAAGUUGGAAGCUGUGGAAAUCCUCUUGCAGUCAGGCGCUAGCACAACAGCCAGGAACAACAGGAGAGAAAUUCCAUUGUUGCUAGCGCUGCGUAAGGGACAUGAUGCUGUCGCUGCAAAGAUAAUGGCGUGUAUGCAGCCAGCGCGCGUCCGUGACAUUUUCAUAGCCCAUGGGAAUGAAGACUGUGUAUACAGCUUCCAUCAUCUCAUUGAAGAGAAGGAAAUGAAGGAGAGUUUAACUGCAGCACUUGAUUGUAUGGUAAAGAAGUUACAUGAUCAGCCCAAUCACUUCAAGUUCUUCCUUCAAAUUCUUGACGGUGAUAGCAAUGGCAGACAUCCGAGAGACGCUCAGUUCACUGGCCGUACAGCUCUGCAGCUAAUAGCCAAGUUUGGCAACAAGACGGCAGUGUAUCACAAUGUUGUACGGAUCCUGCUCUGGCACAAAUGGAAGCAAUUUGUCUCGAGAAAGUACUGGAUGCAAGCUGCAGUCUUCUCCCUUUAUGUCGUUGUCAUGUCAAUGGCACUGAUAUUUGCUGGCGAUGCUGUUGAUCCAACUCAAUACCGAUCUGGACUGGAUAUUUUCCGUGCAAUUUGUGAAGUUCUCUCCGUACUGUUCUGCCUGUAUGGCCUUGCAGCUGAAUGCAACCAGCUAUACAAGCAUCGAGGGGAUUAUUUUGAAGAUCUCUACAAUUAUGUGGACGUGACGUCCUUCUCACUUAUCCUGGUGGUCAUUCCGUUGCGAUUCACAGACUCAUCUUCGCAGUGGACUGUGGCUUCGUUUGCCUAUGUUGCAACUUGUAUACGCUUCUUCAAGUAUACAUGUGCUUUUCGGAAUAUUGGUGCUUACACGCAAAUCUUGGGCCGAAUUGUUCGCAUUGACAUUGUGCGCUUCAUGAUCAUCUUCUGCAUAUUUUUGGUGACAUUCUCUGGAUCAUUCUAUUUGGCUCUGCGGGGAGAAGAGGAGGCUAUGUUCAGCCUGAAGGAGAAUCGCACAGUGACCAUUUCUGAUCUUGAUAAACCUGAUUACUACCACGCAAGGUCGUACCCUGAAAUAUUGCUGACUGGCCUGCGCAUCAUGAUUGAGAGCGAGCCAAUUAUCGACUACUACGAGCGCUCCAGCAAGCUUGGAUGGCUUGGCAUAGUGCUGAUUCUGCUCUUCAUGUUCAUCGUGAUCGUAGUCUUGCUCAACAUCCUCAUUGCACAGCUUUCUGACACAUACCAGAAUGUACAGAGUGAUGCCCAGAGAGAGGUGGAGCUAAACCGUGCCUACAUCGUAGGUCAUGUGGAAAAGAACAGUCUAUUGUAUAAGAACCUACUGGCCACAAACUACAAGCCGUUUGUAUGUGUCCGCGACCCAGUUAACGUUCUCGAGCGCUGGGAGUGUCCACCGUUAAAUGAUCUUCAUCGACAGCUGCAUCGCAUGAGUAAUCGUCUUGAACACUAUGACUCAUCAUUUGUAACUUUGGAACACACACUGUCUCAUCAAACAAGGGUGCUAGAAGAGCUCAAGACGGUGUGCAUGGAACAGACUAUGAAAAUACAACGACUGCAUCGCAAAUUGAAAAGAAGGAGAGGAACGGAGCAUGGCGUCAGAACAGGAGCCUCUAAGGACAGUAUAACAUCGAGUGAUUCAGAAUCUGACAGCGCACAUGGCACCCGCAAACUUGAGAGUGAGGAUGUUGAAGACGACGAACUAGGUGGUGUUGUUCAUACAAGGCACGGCGCAGUUACAAGUUCCAGUGCACCCAUUGCUGCUAGUGCAGUGUCAAUGGGUGUAGCUGCCUCCUACCAGGCAACUGUGUCAGGAAUUUUGCCUGGGUUUGCCGCGCACCGCCAGAGACUGAGUGAGCUACAAGAAACAACCGGCCAUGCUCAAGCGGCAUCAUCACAUCGCCAAAGAUCCUACUCUGCGGGUGCGGCUGAAUUGCACCACCAUUCAAGAUCACCACGGCAACUUCAUCAGCGUGAUAGAAGACAUUUACAACCGUCAGCUAUUGCAGCAUCUCGCCAUGGUGAUCACAGCUCAGGCCGGUCUUCACCAAAGCCAAGAGAUGCCAGGGAAUUGGAACAGCGCAGCGCAGCCAGGACCAGCACUCUAGGACAAAGCCCAGCCAAGAGCCCAGUACCAUCCAUUGAGGUGCAUCCUCAGCAUGAAUUUGAAAAUGAUGAAUCUAUCGUCUAGCUGUCUGAGUCGCCGCUUUCUGAACAGCUUUGAAGUACACUUAAGUACAUUGAAGUACAUUGAAGUAUAUUGGAGUACAAUGUACAUUGAAGUAUAGUGAAGUACACUGAAGUAUUAUUGCUUACGUGUCACUAGUUGGGUGAUACAGUGUUGAUGGUUUAAAAUGAAUUUUCAUUUUUUUCACGUCUGCAAACAAGAAACAGAUACCAGUAACUAGGAACAGCAUAGUUUCUUAUCACAUCAUGCCGACGUUUGAGUUGAACUGUUCACACAAUAACCAUGCACAGUUGCCGUGCACUUGUGUCUGUAUUUCUUAGGCUCUUCAGCAAUGUACACUAGUGUAUGUCCCAUGCCAUUGUGACCUAGACCAGAGUUGUGGCAUUGAACACAUGCAUGCACAUUGAACUUGAACUUUGAGAUUGACGCUAUGACGUUGUGCUUACUGAUGUUUUUUUCUCGUAUCAUACACGUAGUUCCUUACCCCCACAUUACAAAAUACGUAUGUAGAGAAAACAAAAAUAUGAGAAUAUUAGGUUUCGAUGAAUUUGAAGUUCUACCAGUUCCAUUAUAUUAAAUACAAGUACUUGAAGUACAUGGACUGUACAAGUAUUAAAAGUAAGUUUCGCUCUU
Messenger RNA from Sycon ciliatum, 4188 nucleotides. RefSeq lists its product as uncharacterized. The coding region runs from base 589 to 3558 and encodes 989 amino acids. Gene Ontology annotation, molecular function: calcium channel activity; protein binding. The transcript has 17 exons. The record is from RefSeq and is a predicted model, not a curated record. Gene Ontology annotation, cellular component: plasma membrane. NCBI's taxonomy places the organism in Eukaryota, Metazoa, Porifera, Calcarea, Leucosolenida, Sycettidae. Gene Ontology annotation, biological process: calcium ion import across plasma membrane.